Molecule: messenger RNA, 1770 nt
Organism: Parascedosporium putredinis
Lineage: Eukaryota; Fungi; Ascomycota; Sordariomycetes; Microascales; Microascaceae
Source: the annotation of a GenBank genome assembly
AUGAUGGGCGACGUCAAUGACCGCCCGCCGGUAAAACGGCGAAGGUCCAGGUCCAGCAGCGUGCAGCGGAUGCUCGACUUGGAGAAGAAGAUCCGGUCCCAGGCACUCUUCUACCAACCUGCCCUCCCAGCCGUGGGUAAACCAUGGCAGGUCCGCCAGCGAGAUGAGCACCGCGUCACGGGCCGCGAGCCAGCCCGACCUCCUCCAAAUGGCUCCUACUCUUCCAGAGCUCGGGUAUCAACAGGUACAGCUGCCGCUAAUGCCAGUCGCAUGGCAAUAGCACUUGCAACCGCACCUCCCAAUCUUGAGUCUAGUCAUGACCCCGUCUCCUCCAACCCCCAGACCCCAACCUGGGAUCCCCAAGAAGGCGACAAGGACUGGAAAAAAGCCGCGGACAAGGCUGCCAAGGCCGCUAAGCGUGCCUCGGCGCAGAGACUCGUGAAGCCUCCUCCAUCUGCCUCAAGAACGCCGCACCUGAUGGCACGCCAACCUGCACCUGGACCGCCUACAACUGGCUACUCUAGCCAGAGCGAGCGCUCCAGUUCCUAUGGACCCCCGGACCACGCCUCGAUAGACCAGGGAUCGAGGCGGUCUCGCCGCCGAUCCGACUCCGUUAACUCGAUUACCUCGGUGUCCUCCAUUGCCUCCAAGAUCAAGGCGUCUUUUGACCGACCCAGGGGAGGAGCACUACCCCGCGUGGGGAGCCCGGGAUCCCGUAACGCGUCCCGUAACGCCUCGCGACUUUCCAUUGACACCAUGAGCCUCAAUGGCGGCCCAGGGCCCCGGCCGCGGACUAGUGAGGGGCUCUUGAAUGCUAGGCCUCGCACAGGCGAUAGCCUUGGAGGCGCGGGAUUAAGCGAUAUGGCUGCCCUAAGUGCCGUCCUAAAGAGCAUCGACCUCGCAGAGGACAUCGAAGAAGUGGGAAAAACGCCCGAGAAAGUCGAGGUGGUCCCAAAGCAGCCCCUAGAAAAACCAAUGUCUGAUACGAAGCGACGAAGCACCCUUCCGGCCGAAAACGGCACUCCGUUCCGAGACGCUGCAAAGGCCGCGUUCCAUAUACGCUCCCCUUCUGCCGCGCGGGGCAGGAGCGCCAGCGUGGCCUCUGGUCAGCUUUCACCCAUUGGCCCAAUCGCCGCCAGCGGCCAAACGAGCCCCUUCCCCGGACUCUCUGGAGUAACAACACCAGUCCCUGCUGAGACGCCCGCGGCAACCGAGCCGUCCGACCCAUGGUCGUCCGCUAAGGCGGAUACAGCUGACGCUCGAAGUCGUCCUCCACUCGCACACCAGAACAACACGACCCGGGGCGCCGACCGCUCUUCCGCGUCGGUCUCCUCGUACGACACCGCGCACUCCCAUCAUCUGUCGACGGUAACCCCGAACACCUCGCGUCCCGAGUCUGAGAGGGGGAUCGUAGCCCCGCUAGUCGCAGAUGACGGCCGAAAGUUCCUACUCGGCCGCGAUAGGUCCGGCUCACCCGCGAUCACUCGGCCCUUGGCGGCGGUCGGGGCUAGGAAUGCACCCACACCACCACCGGGACCAAUGAACGGCCGUCGAAUUGUUCGAGUGAGCAGCGGAGGUGAUAUAUUAGCCAAUGGGACAGCGAGUCUACGCCCAAAGGCCGAAUCUACUACCUGGCCACUAAAGCCAGAAUCGUCGAAUCAAGAAAUCGACGCCGAGUGGACGCAGGUUUCGGCCCCUCUCAAACAACAAAGCAACCACACCGCCUUUGAACUCGCCCUAUUUCGAAGCAGCAAGGAGGCCGGUGGUUAA